Trichoderma atroviride IMI 206040 is the source of this 1851-nucleotide messenger RNA. RefSeq lists its product as uncharacterized. NCBI's taxonomy places the organism in Eukaryota, Fungi, Ascomycota, Sordariomycetes, Hypocreales, Hypocreaceae. The record is from RefSeq and is a predicted model, not a curated record.
AUGCCAGAACUGAAUUUCAACUGGCAGCUCAUGGACUUUCCCACGGAGCAAUCUCCCCGUAGUGCAGGCCAGCAGUCGCAGCCAACCUUGUCCGCCCAGAAUAUGCGGAUGCAGCCAGUGGCCCCGCGAGUCCAGGUCCCCAACUAUCAGCUUACAGGGAGCAACGCCGCCGAUAUGGAUCGCACUCCGACCCUAAACAGAGCCCUCGGCGCCAAUGCCGCCUUUGCGCCUUUCGAGCCUGCCAAUAACCGCAACGGCUAUCCUCCCCAACUGCAGACAGCGCUGGCUUUUCCUAUGCAACGCAACGCAUCCAUCCACUCAGAGUUCAGCAUGCCCUUGCAAGAUCUUCAAGGGCAGUUGCCUCUGGCAUCCAUCUACCAUCCUCACAGCAAUGAGAGGCUCUCAUCCGUUCCGUUGAGACGGGUCAACGAGCGCUCUGUUUCUCUAAACUCCCUCGACAUUGGUAUACAUCCAGGGACAUACCUGUCUACAACGGGAAUAAGCCUGUCUCGCGAUGACAUGCCUUCCCACAACGUGCCUUCAGCCCCCCCAUCAAUGGUCUCGACAUCCUCAGUUGCUGAGGACUCGUGGCACAUGCCCAUGACUCGCGAGAAUAGUCGUGUUCAAGCCAGCCCCAACAUGCACCGAAUGCCCUCGUUCUCGUCCUUCAAAGAAGAACCACACUUGAGCCAAGGAGCAUUCGAUUAUUCUCAGCCAAGCAGCCCAAGGAAGGCGUCAGACUUGAAUAAUGAUCUCCUGGCUAUCGGCAAUGGCAUUGUCCCUUCUCUUAACCAAUACGCGUCGUUGGAGAGUCUAUUCCCUUCUUCUGCUUCGAUGGAAAGAGAGAACUCAAACAUCAGCAUCAAAAGCACAAAGUCAACAGCCUCCAAUGUUGAGCGUCGGCUCAAAGAGGCUACGGAGCGCGUCAUCCAAAAUAGCAAGGCUACUGCUAUUGCCCCUAUGCCUCAGCAGCUGCCCCCAAACGCGGCAACCUCUAUUGCCCCUAAAAAGGAGCGCGCUCUUCAAGAGGGCGACAAGAAUAAGCCGAAGCCGAAGCCUCCCAAGCUGUGCCCACACUGCGUCGAAUACCCUAAUGGUUUUCGAGGCGAUCAUGAACUUCGGCGCCAUAUCAAAGCCAAGCAUAGGCGUACCGUCAAGAAGUGGAUUUGCCGCGAUCCCGCCGAGCUUCGGAUUCCCUCCGAACUCAGGGCCCUUUAUCCGCUUGCCAAGUGUAAAGCCUGCGCGUCGGGGAAGCUAUACGGAGCAUACUACAAUGCGGCCGCCCACCUUCGGCGCACACACUUUACAGCCAAGCCUACCAGAGCAAGGGGUGCAUCUGCGGGCAGAAGGAACGGGGGCAGAGGAGGUGGCGAUUGGCCUCCAAUGAAGCAGCUUAAGCUCUGGUUUCGCGAAGUUACCGUCGAAGGUGACGAAACCAGUUCGCUUGCCGCAGCUUAUGAGUCCCCAGACAAGCGCUCCCCUUCUCUCGCUAUUGAAGAGGUGCCAUUUAUGCCCGUUGGCCAGUUGGAUGACACCGAUGCAUUUAGGGAUAUCUUUAGCCCUGACAUUGAUUUCGGUCUCAUCGACUACGAGCCUCAAUCUAUUGACGCUGCUCUGGGCCUCAACAUGAUGGUGUCUGGACUUGACAAUGACAUUGAGAUGGCUUCUUCGUCGCAAGACUCGUUGGUGGCUUCAGUUUUUCAAGACGCUUAUUGGCCUGUGCAAGAACCAUAUGGACAAUGAAGAAAACCUAAUGACUUAUUGAUGCCCCGCAUGCCAAAGUUGAUUUCAUCUGAUGAAUUGACGCAGCGCUUGUUUUCGGAUUUGAGGAAUACUUUUGGGCGGAUUUAC